Porites lobata is the source of this 14742-nucleotide messenger RNA. The record is from the annotation of a GenBank genome assembly. NCBI's taxonomy places the organism in Eukaryota, Metazoa, Cnidaria, Anthozoa, Scleractinia, Poritidae.
UAUAAACAAACGGAAAACCGGCCUAUUGGACACUCGCACUGCUGACCGCUUAAAUCCGCGUCUGACACCAAAGCGAGUCCAUAUCAAACCGGUGGGCAGAGACACAGCUGAAAACGUUGUCCUCAGUUUGCCAUGAAAACACGAGCAAUCGCUCACCAAAAUGGAUGUCCUGAAAGAUUUAGAAACCAAAACGGAACAGGAGCUACAUAAUAUAACUUUAACGACGUACCAGGUGAGUUGAAACUCUAGAAUUCAACCCUGUGUCAGUUGUUGCAUAGAUGACAGUGUGCAUUUCUCUCGUUUCUAGAAUAUCAUCGACUUGUGUCCGGUUUUGAAAGAACUCGCUGUUAACGCUAAAAAUUACCUUAAGUCAUUGCACAGUAAGUGUAUUAACUACUUUGAGGUAUAAAGUUGCUGUUUAUUGUUAUUAUGGGGAGAGCAUUUUGUGAAAGUGAAUGAGAAGCUUGCACCCUCAAUACUGGUAUCUAUUCUUUCAGAUGUCCGGCAAGCGGCGAGUGCCUUUCACGAUUCUCUCGCCAAAAUAUCAGAAAAGGCGCUUUCUUCAGAGGGAACGGCUCACAGCCUUGGUAAGCCAAAAUUUAAAAAAAGAUUGUGCUUGUAGUUUAUAACGCUAAAACGAUUUGUACUUUUAACGUUAUCGCUAUUACAAAGUUAUUUGAUUUGUUUAUUUAUGUACAGCUGAAGCAUCGAUCGACCAGGGGGUGUGUAUAGAAAACCUUGGAAACUCAUAGAAUAUUGCAGAAGUGUUACUGCGGUUUAUCGCUUGGCCAGUCGUGCGAAAACCACGAUCAAGUGCAUAUAUUUUGAACCACUGUAUUUGCAGAGCCAAAUAUAAGAAAACUAUUUUUGGGGAUGAAGUUUAUUAUAUUGUAAGCUCAUUAUAAGGUUAAAGAGCUUUCCUUAUGUAUCAUAUGGUUGGGGCUUUUAGGGCUUCCAAAUAUUUUGAGUAACGCAGUUUUAGCUGACGAUCCGAAUAUCUAUCCGUAGUGAACUUAAAGUUAAAGACAAAGCGAGUCAACUUUAUAGAUUCGGCUGCUAAUUAUGUGUAUAAAAUGCAAAAACAAUUUCAAAGUCCGCCUAAUUAUUCAUUUGUUUCCCCUCAAUCAGCAGUUCUUACAAAGAAAAAGCUUGAGUGGUUGCUUAUCGAUAUUCAUUUUAACACAUUUAACACUUUAUAUACACGUGAAUGGUCGACAUAAUUACUUCAGGGUAGUGGUAUGUGCUCAAGCGGAAAUUUUAAGUUACAGUAGUUUGCAAAAUGUGAUGUGGUCAAAGUCAGAGAAUAUGUUGUAAAGAAUUUUAAAUACCUUAAGAUAUUUAAAUGAAAUUUUGAAUAAUUCCAUUUCUUUAGAGGUCCAGAUAUGGAAGUUUCUUACAUUCAUUUGGUACUCUUGACGGUGUGAAUAUUAAUAGUGUCCAAUGCCUAGUUAAGCGGCAAAUGACCUCAAAUGGUCUUUAGUUACGCAGCAAUGAUUCACCAACAAAUGAACAUCUUUAAUUUUUUAUCCAUUUAAGGAUAUUUGAUAAUUGAAUAAACCGAAGGAAAAAAAUUAAUGUGGAAAAAAUUUCUUGUAGAAUUCCUGCAUCUAGCAUAUUAUUACUCAGGCCAUGCCCAUGAAAGUUUUUUUUAAACUGCCCUCUCAAUUGUACUCAUGGGUAAUUUGUUUGGGGAAAAAUAAUGAAAAGACAAGGUCAUACCUAUUACCAAUGAGCUGAAGGAUCAUGGAAAAUGAAUUUUGCAAGGCUAGUGGCUCUAGAUAUUGCAAUUUAGUUUUUGCGGUAAUGGUCUUCUAUGUUGUGCACUUUCAAGCACGCUGAAGCCUGGCAUCCUCCAAAAUACGUGCAUUUAGCUUAUUGCAACAGCUAUGUGUUGAAAGAAUUUUUGCUCUUUCUCCCCUAAUUAACUAGAGCAGAGGCAGGGAACAUUUUUUGUUAUGUGACAUACAGACUAUAUUUUUAGCACUAAGUUACUUCUCAAUAUUUUUUUUUUCAUGCAAUUUUGCAUGCACAGGGUAGAUUACCUGUCCCUUUUUAGGAUAAGUCAGGCUUUGAUUAGGAGAUUUCAUUGUCCAAGCUAAAAACUACUUGUCUCCUGGGUCAGCAGACAGUUUGAAGUUGGCUUUGGCCACCACUUCAUAAAUUAGCUACUCACACAGGCAACAUUGUUGUCUUGUAUUCCAUUUUUGUGUUUGUAGGGGAUCCAAUCAGGGAUUUAGUAUCUGUCAGGAGGGACAUGGAAGCAAGACAUGUUAAUGUGGUAUGUAUAAUGAGUGAAGUGGUUAAGAAGCUACACUGAAGAGUCAGGGGUACAAUGACAGGGAGAAAUAUGCAAGAUACUGAGACCUUGUUUAAAAUCUAAUAUUUACAACAAACUACCCUGCAAGCAGACUGAGUUUUCUCUCUUGCAUGGCUUUUAGCAUUUAGGAAGUCAUUUGCAUGGUUUUCCUGUCACGUAGUUGGUUUGUUAACGCAACUGACAACCCAGGCUGUGACUUCGUUAGCGCUUAAACCCAUGCAAAAGAGAAACCUCUGCUCGCAGGGUAGCAGGAAAAAGUUCUUGGAAACUGUGAGAAGGAAAGAGACAACCUAUCCACAACUUGACUCUUCACCCUAUGCCUUCGAUAGAUCACUUCAAAAGUAUCUCUAACACAAUAUUUAUGACAGUGCACAUAUCAGUGUGCAAAAGUGAUAAAUAUAAAUAAUAAAUAAUCGAUUUAAGUCUGUGUAUGAGUUCAAGAAUGUUUCAUCAUUUGAAUGGAAGCUAAGGAGUAUAAUAUGUAUGAGACGUAGUCUUUACUGAGGUAAUGUUAUGGCUUGAAAACAGUCCUGUCUAGUCAUCAGGGACAAAAAGAUUUUCUGGUAGGUGUGCAGUAAUUUUUCUUGCUUACAUACAUGAUGGGCAAAGUCAUCUGUUACACUGGCCAUGAACAAGCAAAAUAUGAGUGAACCUUGUCCUUAAAGGACAAGUUGAAUUUCAUGUUUUUUUUUCCAAGCCCCAAUUAGUAUUCUUGAUAAAUUUUUGCACAUAAGCUCAAGAGCAGCACUUCUGUAUUUUUCCUUUUUGUGAUUUGAUUUGAUUUUAAGAAGGAAUAAUUUUACUCAGAUUUUCGUUAAUAAUGGGACAUAUUGUGUGUAACUGGUGAACACUUUGAUUAAAAUAAUCGCUGUUUGUGUUGUACGAGCCAAGUGAGCAAUAAUGUAGUAAGGAUUAUCGAAGAAGAUUAAAUUGUAAUCCAUUGUAAUCUUGUCUUGAACAUGAAUCUUUUAUGAGAUUGUUAUUUAAAUACAUCAAAGGUAUUAUUAAAGCGAUACUCCAAAAUGGGGUUCACGAAGUUGUUGACACAUUAAACAAUGCAAAGUUUAAUUGUUUGUUGAAUGUAUGUUUGUAUUUCUGGGCUGGUCAUAUCCUGUAGAUUACAUUCACAGAAAUUUGUUGUUAUAACCUCUGGGACCACACCAAUACCUCAGAAGAGUAUAUUAAAACAACAAAAAUAAUAAUUGUGUUGGUUUAACAAUACCUCGCCAAAAUGAAAAUUAAUAAUGUUAAACGUUAAACAUUCAGUUGUAAGAUUAUUUCAGCUGCUUAACAUUUAUUUUAUUUAUUGUGUUGGCUGGUGUGUCAUUUUAGUGUAGAAAACUUCGGGACUCUAGUGUACAUGGUUUAUGCUUGUGUGAUGUGUGGAUAUUAGAAGCACAAUUUUUUUGCCACAAUGUUGUAAAGUGGAAGGAGUUCUCAUGACCUUCAUUAUAAUAAUUUCUUCACAUCAGUCAGGAAGGAUUAGUUCAUGUACACAGAGUGGUUCAUAUCAAAAUCUUGUUGACCAAAAAAAAUGGGUGAAAAGUAUGCUAAAGAGAUUUAUUUGGAGGCUUCUAUGAUUAUGUGAUUAUGGUCAAUUAAUUUCUGGGGUUCACUUUGGCAAUUAAAACUCUAGGAGUUGCAAAAGCUUAUUCAAUUUUUUUUCUGAUGAGUCCUUCUGGCAUUAAACAAUUACCGGUUUACCGGUAGUUUUUGUUAAAUGUAUUUAAUUUUAUUCAUACAGCAACAUUAAUUGAUAUCAAUUCUGUUUACCAUAAUUCGCAAAACUUGGUCUUGUGGACCCGGCAUGCAUUUGUUUGAAUUUUUGGUGGUUUGUUUGGCCUGCUGUAAAAUACUAUAGAAACAUUUUGUAGGUCUUUUUCUUUGAAGAAGUAUAUCUUGCCUUUAUACUGUAAGUUAUCAUAUUACAAAUAAAAAUUUAUGUGUGAGGGGUUUAUUAACAACUUUGCCUUUAGACCCAAUAUUUAUAAAUUUGGGACUUGGCGUUAAAUUGAGAAAAUAUGGUAUACACAUCAUAAAUGUUACGUAAAAUCAUAACUUUUCUUAUUCCUCAGUCCACAUGAUUUAUUUUUUCAGCCAUUAUUGAAAUGGAAAUGCCAGUGCUUAACUGGCAUUUUUUUAUUUGCAAGUAAUUAAGAAUUUUCUGUUACUAAUUAAUAUCUUCCAGAUGAAAUACCUUCAGAAUGACUUAAUUACCCCAUUAGAGCGACUUGCUGAAUCAGAUGUGUUAUAUGUCAAGGUACAUAGUAGAAAAAAAUGUAUGUUUGUGAAAUGUGAAAGGCUAGUCAUUAUUUCAAAAUUAUGGCGACAAAGUUAUGCAUGGUAUGGUGAAAUAAGAAAACCACAUAAGCAAAGGUGGUUAUUUGCAGUGAUGGAAAUUUAUAAUAAAUUGUAAUAGCAUUUCUUUGGCCUUGUUUAUCAUGCAAUUCCAUGAUUCUUCUUUGGUGAUUUAGCAGUCACCACCAUUUUUGUGAAAACAACAUAUGUGCCUCUGUUGCAACCACAGCAAAAUUAGAAGUUGGUGCACCAGUGCCAAACUUUGUUUGGUACAGUACUGAUGCAUAAAAUUUAUUAAAUGCAUAAAGAGAGAGUGCCAAGCCCAAAAAUUGCAAGCAAUGGUGCUAAAAAUGAGUGGUACUAUGUUGACUUUUUUUGUACAUUUGAAUGGGGUUAAUAAAAGGAUGGGAAGGUGACAAUGACAAAUGAAAAUACAAUUUACUAGAUUAAUUUUGCUUUUUUCCCUUUAAUUCAAGUCUUUUCAGAAGAAUUAUGGUCAAGAGAACAAAACCAAAAUGGAGGUAAGGUUCUGGAAAGAGGGGGAGCUACCCAGGGCAUAUUUAGACUUGACCAUGUGGUAAGAUAAGAGUGAGAGUAAGUGUCUUUUCGUUGAGUGAGAAAUUGUUAGUGUGAGUUCAAAACAGGAUUAUAGACUAAAAAGAGAGGGAAAACACAACACACUGUGAUUUCAUUGAGGGCUGCCAGUUUACAAGUGUACACCACAUGAACCUUGUAAGAUUAGUAUGUUGCAUGCUUUGAACUAGUUUAUUGAUGUUGUAGUGUCAGACUUCAAUCCAUUGUUACAUGUGCAUUUUUACCUUUUUUUUUUUCCUGGUGAUAUACGGUUCUCAUUAUUCUAAUUUUCUUUUUUAUCUGCGGUAGUCAGUGGAUAAAGCUAAAGGUGAACUUUUGAAGGUUAGAAAAAAAAGUCAAAGAAAAAAGCCAACAGAAAAAUAUGAAGAUAAAGAGAAACAGGUAAAAUAAAGUAUUUUGAUGUUCACUGCUAAGAUUUUAUUCAAAAUACUCUUUUGACUUUUAUUUGUUAAUUAUUUGCGUUAUUGCAAAUUGUCACUGAAAAACCCUAUAAUUGGGAGAUGUCAAUAAAGUAUUUUAUUUUGAAGUGUAAUCAAAUGGUAAUCAUGCAUACCUGUAGGCUAGCUUCUGCAAGUAUUGUAAAACUAAUAAUCUGCUGUCAGUCAAGAAUAGAAUUAUCUGAAUUUUUAUUUGAAUUUGUUCAUGAUAUUUUUGUCUCAACUAAUUUCCAUUUUAUCUCACCACAGUCCAGGAAAAUAAUCACUGAAAUGUACAUGUUACUGGUCUUUUUUUUUUUCUUUCUUUGUUUGGUUUUAAAGUGUGAAGAACAGGUAGCAUCUUGUCAAAAAGAACUUCAUGAAUUUCGGCUUACAAGUUGCAGAAAGGUAUAUAAUUGUGUUGUUGCCUUAAUAUUACCUACAAUGUACGUACCUGUGGUAGCCAGUAUAUUUAGCUAAAACUCAAUUGGUAUAUACUCCAUUGAAAGUCCAGAAAUACAGAAUUUUCCUAAGGUGGUUCAGUCAUUUAGGUAACCAUGCAAGUUGAAAAUUUUUAUAAGUUGUUCAGCCAUUUGUGUGAGGCAUUUGGAUACUUUAUCUGUUCAUCUAAGACUAUUCAAUGGACCUAUUCAAAUGGGUGAGGUAUCCAACUGUAACUGGUAGCUGUAUGUUUCAUCAAUUUAACCGAAUAAAGUGGCAGUGUACAUUUUUACAUGAGAGGUCACAUAUACAUUGGCCAUUUUCAAUCCCACUUUUCCCAUUUUUUUGACCAGAAAAUCAAUUUCAGCAGAGAACUUUUAGUUGUGCAGCUGUCAGAUUGGUUUGACACACUUCAGUACUAUUGUUACUAUUGUUUUUUAUCAUCAGCAAGCAAGUCAAUUUUACAUGAAGUAGGAAAUAUUUAUAUACGUUACUCCACAUCAGCUUUAUUAUUAAAGGUUUAGGCAAGGUUUAGCAGGAGACAAUGCUGGCCAGCAGUCUCCAUCACUAAUUGUUUGUUGGGUUGUCUUUGGCUUUAGUAGUUUUACAGCGCUUUUGCUGAGGUCAAUCAUUUCACUCCCUAAAUGUUCCUUUCGUGAGCAGUGGAUUUAGUUGCUUUUGUUCCCAGCUCUCCCUUUCCUCUGGUUGUUUUGUGGUAAAUAUCUGCACAUUUCUCCACUGAGGUUUUCAGUGUGAUGGUGGCAGCUGGGUGCAGUUCACAAGGUUGUCACAUCUACCUUCCCACACCCAUUUAUUGUCAAAAGGGUUAAUAUUGAUUAAUUUUUUUACUCAGGCAAUGGUGGAAGAAAAGAAGAGAUAUUGUCUUGUGUUGGAUAGAACAAGUAUUGUUGCUAAGAGUACUAUGGAAUACUGUGAACAUGUAAGUAUUUCUUGUUUGAAGUGUGGAGGCAUGCAGUCAGUCUUGCCACACUCGAACGUUUUGAUAUUAAGCACUUGCAGUGUAUGUUCUUUACUGCCAGUUACAAUUUUUGUAGCCUCAGUGUGUCAACAAUGGUAGAAUAUGGAAUCAAUUGAACAUUUGUAAUGUUGUGAACUGGACUAUCUUCUGCUUAUGAUGAAAUAAGUAUUAAGAUUGAAUACAUUAGGAAAUUGAGUAAUUUUAAUUUCCAGUGGACAAAAAUCUUGUAACAGAAUAUUUUAAGCCAUAUCAUAUUCUUUUUUACACUUUUCAAAGACUUUAUAGAUGUAGUUAGCAGGUUUUUUAGUUCCGAUUUCAUAGGAAUUGAGAAAACACAGGUAAAAUUGUCAAUUUCCUAAUGUAUUUGGCCCUCUUAUUUUGUAAUUUAUAAUACUACAGUAAUUUAUUAUUAAAUUAAUGAAUAAUUUUUCAGAAUUCCCAGAUACUAAGGGAAAAAGUUCCCAUGUGGUUCUCUCAUGUUAAAAGGAAAGGUGACUCAGCUGAUUUCCAGGUAAACAUCUGCGUUGAGAUUCCAAACAAUUGCAUUGCAAUAUUGGAAUAUGAACAUACUGUAUGUAUAUGAAAUCAUUAUGCUCUGAAAGUCAAAAUAAUAAAGCCAAUACAGGAUCAGAAUGUCACGAAAGCCUGGUUUUCACUAGCACAUAAGCAUAAGAGUAGGGACAUACCUACAUGCCGAAUGGCAUAUUUGACUCAAUUCUUGAUACCAGCUCUCCUCAACCCAAUGGUAAACAAGAUGGUGGACGCUUCGUCCGCCAUAUUGCUUUUGAUAUGUUUGCAUGAGGUCUGGGUCAAAGUGGCCUAUGAUUGGCCCACGGCAAAGUGCUUAUGCUUGUGCUAAUAUGUUGACCCUGUUUUCACUGGUCAAAGCUAUGACAUCAGCAUAACCAUAAGCACAAGAAGAAUGAACUUGUACGUUUUUAUUGUGCUUAUGUUUAUGCGUAUGCACUAGUGAAAACCAGGCUUAAGAUUUCAAGUUGUAGGGUAAAUACAACAAGUGGGUGGGUAAUCAAACAGCUAGGGAUUUCUCUUGGUUCUAUUUUUCUUCUAUUUUCCUAUGAAAGUAGCCGGGGGCCACAUUCGUGGUAGCUUGGGGGAAAGCCCUGGCCUCUGACUCUUAUAAGGUGUCUUCUCUAUGAUGUGCUGCAAAGUGAAGCUUUGUCCUGUAUGACUGCUAGUUGAAUUACUGCUUUGAUUUCAUUUUUAGAUUAAUGGAUCUGUCAUGAGUGCAGAGAUGGAAAAUUUUGGGAGAAGUAACAAGUAUGUGUAGUCAAGUUCAAUUUUGCUUUAAAUCAGUCUAACUGGUGUUUGAGUAUAAAUGCAUUGUAAAAUCUUUAAUUUUUUCUAUUGGUUCUUAGGGUUUUGGCAAGACACAUGCACAAUAAAAUGAUAUAUUUUAACCUGGAGUUAUGUGUUAAAUUAUUUUUUUCAAAUUUUUAUGGCAGCAUCAUAUUUUCAAUUUUCUAAACGUGUAUUUACAGGGGAACCUCCAUAUGUGAUCACUUCUCAGAAGUGACCACCUCCCAUAAGAGACUACCCAGGGUUGUCACUAAGAUUGUGUAGUUCCAGAAAAUAUCCAGACCCCCACCACGGAGGGAAUUUCACUUAGGACCCCACCACCUCCCUGGAUUUUCCUUUUUUGCAAGGAACUGAUGACCCCCCACCCCUUCGGAAUUUCCACAAGUGUGACAAAGACCCCCCAACCCCUCUGGAAAAGUUCAUUUUCACAAAGAAAGACUAUUAAAGUAAAAGAAUGAGGCAUUUUAUGGUUGGUACCCAACGAUUUCCAUCAGAAGCUUGUAUGCUUCUGUUUCCAUUUAUUUGAGUGAUCUCGCAACAUUAAAACACACAACACCACCACAAGGUAACCUGAUCUGUAAUUUUUGCUCAUCUCUUACUUUAAGUGAAACAGAGAAAGUUAAUAAGUCCGUAGUCGGUUAUAUUUGUGAAUUUACCUUAAUCACGGCAAGCUUACGAUUUGAUAUUCGUCUCAUGGGCGUAAUGUUGAUAGAAUUAACGCCAUUUCGUUCGGGAAUGCAGAACAAGUCAAACUUACGACCACAAAAUUAAUGCAAAUCAAAGAGGAGAAUAAAAACUCUGAAUUCUGAAAUGAUAACAAUGAAUACCCCCUGCAUCUUGAAGGUACUUGAAGGGAAACCAAGUUCAAUUUACUGUUUUUCGAUCGACUGAUGCGACGUGAUGCGCGAUGGCCCUGAUAAAUGUUUGGUGAAAUCGACACCAUUUCAGCGAGAAUUCGAUCAUGAACAUGCCACACGUUCAACCACAAAAUUAUGGGAAAAUGAAAAGGAGAAUAAAGACUCUACAUUCUAAAAUGGUUACAAUGUAUAGCUUGUGCUUCGUGAGGCAAAAUUGCCACUCUUCUGAUCUAUCAAUCGACUGACGCAACGUGAUGUGUUGCGUGAUGUGUUGCACGCGUUGAUGUUUUGAGGAAGACUGGUAACGAGUAAUGGCGGCCGAAUAUACGAGCAUGCGAUAAAACGAGUUGUAGUCGGUCUAAUUCCGUUGAAAUUACAUCCAAAACGCUUUUGGAAGAAAGGAAACCUGGUUAAGAUCAAAAGGAACAAUCUUAAGUGAUGUAUUUCAAGUUAUUUACGUCCUAAAAAUGAUCUACCAGGUCGGUAAGAAGCAAUGUUCGAACUCAGGUCGAAUACGAUAUGAUAUUGCCCCGCUGGAAAGUGAUUUUAUGGUCCAACCCCCCUCCCUUCUGGAAUUUCCUGGGCCUCUGACCCCCCCACCCCCCUGGAAUUUCCAAUUCCCUCCGUGGAGGGGGUCUGGAUAUUUUCUGGAACUACACAUUUCAAGUUGCCGGGUAAAUACAACAAGUAGGUGGGGAAUCAAACGGCUAGGCAUUUCUUGUGGUUCUAUGUUUCUUCUAUUUUCCAAUAAAAGUAGCUGGGGGCCACUCUCUUAGUAGCCGGGGAAAAUCCCCGGCCCCCGGCUCUUAAUGACAACCCUGACUAACAAUCCCAAACGCCAAAAUUUUUCCAGUCAGAGUCAUAGAACUUCAAACAAUUUACAAAGUAUUUUAGGUGACAACAUGCAACUACACAUAUACCAAAGUCUUAAUUGCAUGCAAUAAAUUCUCUGCCAGAAAGUAGACUGCGUUAGGACCUCAGCUCCUCUUGGCAGGACCCCCUGUGGUUUGAUUCUCACAAAUGGCAACCUUCCAUAAGCAACCACUAAAUCUUUGCAUUUGUGUUGUAGCUUAUGUGUUGUUCAACUGUAUUAAAUUUACAGGGUAGAACUGAGAGCAAAGUUUGCCCACACUGCUGUAGAACCAUCACAAGUUAGUUUUAAAGAGGUAAGUAAACUGUUGCAACAGCUGUGUGUUGACAGUUAGGUGGUAGUGUCUGUGAUUAGUAAAAAUACUGGCAAAAAUAUGAUGUAGUAGCUUUUUUACUUUAAAAAAAGGCCAAGGUAAAGGCUUUGUUUAUAACUAGAAGUGUAUUGUAUUGUUUCAUCAGCAAGUUCACAACACACCACUUAAGUAAUGAAAAAUAAUAAUCAAAAUGAAAUGUAACAAGGUUUAAAAGCCUAACUGGUGUGGCCAAAGAUUGAAACAAAUAAAUCCAGCUUAAGGCUAGAGUGGGACUUGAACGUGGGAUGGGACUCCAGAUUGCACAAUGUGCCCAUCAUACCACCCUGUAAAGAAUCUACUGACAAUGUUCAGCAUAAUUCUUUAUCAUUGAAAUUAGAUGUGAAGAUACUAUUUUUAUACUGAAAUAUUACAGUGAUGCACACACGUGCAUGAGUGCUGAUGACCCUGUUUGAAAGUACAGGUGAACCUCUGCUAACAGACAACUUUGAUAAGUAGACACUUAUUCAUGGUCCCAGUGACUUAAACACUGAAUUUUUAACCAAGUCAAGUCCAGUGUCAGAGAGUGACAUAAAAACACUGCCUUUCAAACAACCUCAAGUCCACAGAGCUUCAGCAUAUAAAAGGUUCUACUAUAUCUGAUAAUAUAAUUAUUAUAAUUAUACUGUAUAUCUUAUCACACAGGGUGAUCUGAUACAUCCCAUCAGUGAAGUUGUGUCGGGUUGGCAGUAUGGAGAGAACUUGAAAACUAGCAAGUACAUAAUGAUUUCAGUGUUUUGCUAGCCCUUAAACUGUACUCCGACAACACCCUCACUGACUCAGAUGUGAUUUAGGAUAAGAUGUAUACUAAUAGUCAUGCUAUUAAACCGGCUCUGGAACAACACAAUCACUAUCAAUAUAAUCUGAUGUACUGUUCAUUCAAGGAAGAAAUUCAAAAGAGUUAGUUUAUGUACUUAUAGCACUGGCCAUGGGAGACAAAGAGAAUGAUAUCAAAAUAACCACUUAAAACUGUAGAACACCAAAGAAAUACCAACACUAAGCAGAAAUGGAGCGUGGAGGAGCAAAAUCACGGUACUACUCAGCCCCCGGAGACCCCAGAGCCCCCCUUCCCCCAACCCCGCCCCCUCUUUCUCUCUCUCUCCCGCUUCGGUGGGAACGAGGUUUUGUGAAAGAUUAAUUUUUAAUUGCUGAGGAAUCUUAUUAUCUUAUGAUCAUUUCUACUAUCGUCAUUUUGUUUAUCAGAUCUGGUUGGUUUCCUGCUGCUUACACUGAACAGGUCAUUGCUGUUUCAACUGGGUGAGUUUUCAGCACCAUGCACGUAGAUUCUGAAAAGGCUUAGUUUAAUCGUUGGCUCCAAACGGCUUGCAUUUAUUCAUGAAUUUGUCGAUAGACCCCUCCCUGUAUAUUCGAGUGAACAAAGGCACCAAAAAUAAAUACUUUCGUUGAGAAAAUUCAGUGAUUUGUAUUGGAGAGUGUCCACCUCGUUUAGGUAUGUGUGCUGUAACUGGACUGGUAUUUGGAAAAAGGCUAUUCAAUCAAAUUACAUUACAUUUGUUUCGUUAUAAUGUUAGCGCUUUAUUUUUGAAGAUUUAGGGCCUUGAAUUUAGGCCGGCAAUAGUCACUGUGAAGCGUUUUGGCACAGUUAUGGCAAUGGAGACAAUAACUUCAACUGAGAGGCAGCGUCCUUGAAAAAGAGAAUGGCAAAAGUUUUCUUCAGUUGCCCUAAAUUUUAUACAUACCUGAUAUUUUGACAAUAAAAUUUGAACUUUUGCAGUUGAAAAGUAUUUUUUGCGUCUCCUUUCCCACAGUCCUAGAGUAAGUCACACUCUUCCACCUGGCGGAGUUCACCCUCGCCCUCCACUAGAGACCAGCAUUAGCCAUAAAUCACUGAAGCGUUAUUCCAGUACGGGACCUGAUACUCUGCACCUACCUCCACCAGACUACGCUGAUGUGGAUAACAAAGCUGAAAAUGAACAGACAUCGUCUUCAGAUACUCCAGAGAUAUCAGGUCAGUAACUCCAAGGUGCAGUGGCGUCCUCACGUGCUGCUUUAGGUCCAUGUGCUUUACCCAUACACAAAGCGCCCCUGUAAAGUUAUCAUCAGGAAGCACUUGCAAUCCCGUUUCGAUGCCUAAAUACAGUUUUAACUAACAAAACAAGAACAUUAUUUUUGGAAUUCAAUUGAUGGAAAGUCAUGUCUUAGCCUUUAAAGGAGAGGAAACACCGUAGCAUAGCCCAUUUAUCAAGAAACCUCCUUAGAGUUGAGGAUUAGUUAAGGUAAUCGUCGGCCUACAUGUUUGUAGGUUUCAACUACGCAGUCUUCUUUCCUUUCCAUGAUUUUUAUCACCUCAUACAUCUUGAUAGCAGCUCCCCUACUGAACACAACUGCUCAGUACAUCAGCAAUGCAGCUCAGAAAAAAACAAAGAGAAAGACACUUCACACUCUUACUGAAUUGCUGAUACGAUGUUAUGUCAACGUAGUUAAUGGAAUGAAGUUGUUGGGAACUGGACCCAUCGCCUUUAUACGACACUUUAAAAUGGUCACGUGUUGGGAGGACACAUGAACGAUGAGUUAGAUCAAACCAAAGAGACGAAUUUUAAAAAAACCGUUGAAAAACUUUGCAGCGCAUACUCUUGCAUUGAGUCUGUAGUUUUUAUCAGUACUGCUUUUAUUCAUAUUCUUCGGAAUGUUCAGGCGGAAAAAAGGAAAAAAUGUAGAAAUGUACUGCAGAAAUCUAAAUAGCGGAAUUGCUUCAGCACGUAGGUAUGGUAGUAUAAUGAUUCUUUCUUCAUUCCUGUUUUGUUACUUAUCCACUUAACUGAUUUGCCUUUCAUAGAUAACCAGCCGAGUACACUAACAGUAACGAUCUCGCCUACAGGUUUGAAUGGAAACAAAACAUCGCCAGUUCCACCGCCGCCCCCUCCCCCACCCCCUCCUGCCGUCACGCUCCCAGAAGAGAACGAAGACGGGGACAAAAGGUGAGCUACAGUCGGCUGUGUCUGUUAUGAAAACGGCUUUUUUUUUUCAUUGAAAUUUCAAUUUGGCAGUUUGAAACCUAAAAAGCAAUGGUAGUUACUUGCUUUUCGUAGUUAAGCACAAUGGUGCAGAAAAAAAAUGCAUCGUCCAUGACAAGUAGUGUUUGGACAUUUGCUUAGCCAGCAAGUUGUUUUAGACAGUGCUGAAAAGCGUGCAAAAUUCUGGUGCCAAAUUUCGGCAUGUUUUCAGAAGAUCAAUGAAGUAAAAAGCGAAGUCAUGCAGGCGUUCAGUGAAGCGCUUAUUCGAAAGAAUAGAAAGAGCUCGUCUGAUUUGCUUGUACAGACAGGCCAUGAAAUGCAAAUGACAAAAGAAUAACUUCCAAACAAAACCUGUUAACUAUUAAAAACGUCGAAAUAGUAGUCUUUGUACAACUAUGGUACUAAAUAUGGUGCAACUUACAACUGCUAUUUCGACACAAAACUAACGUUAAAUCGAAUGAGUUUUAUUUGUUACAGAACGACUUGGCUCCAGUUUGUGUACGAGUACAAGUUUUUAAUUCAGUGUAUCUAGUUAAUUGAAGUAUAAUAUAUAACAGUAAUGUCUGUCCUAGUUGACAGUUUGUUUCAUUUCCAUUUUCUGUUUUAAUCCUGAUAGCAGUAUGGAUCCAAAUGACGCUGUGACGAAUAGUUCAUCUGAUGUGAGCCACUUUUAAUCAAGCUGCAAAGGACUACCGUGUCACGUGCACGACAGAAAUCUAAAAAUUUUAAUGUGACUAGGAAGGAUUAGCAAAGAAAAACUAGUAUAGAUCUUAGUACAUGUAGCGCUAAUGAAUAUUGUAUUGAAAAAAAAUUGAUGAUUUCAAAAGUACUAGUUUAUAUGUACAAACCAUGUGAUUUCAUAUUUAAUUAUGCAGAUUAAAUUAUUGAUCCAUGUACAUAUACCAACAAUAUACCAAGCGAAUCUGGCUGGAAUUAUUUUAUGAAGAAGCCAAUAAUAUAUUGAAGAGGAAGUAUUUUUGUGAACUGUAAAUGUAAAGACGCUUACGAAUGAGGAUGCUUCAGUUGAUGUUGUGCUACUCAUGAGACUUUCUUAUGAUAAACACAACUUUUGAAUAAAACAAUUAUGAUUUGAAUUUGGUUUUAUCCGGUUUAAUAAUAAUUGUCUUAAGUUUAUUUCUUUUUUUGUAUUAAAAAGAUGUAAAAUAUUCUCGUUCAUUGCUAUAGUUUUGCGCUUUCAACUGAUUGACUUAUGGCUGCUAAGUCUCUUGGUAGAAAGAAGAAUGUAUUUUGCACUGUUUAUGAAAAGUGAAUUGUUUUCAAGGCCGUGAAAUAUAUUGGGAGUGAUUUGUACAAUUAUAAUUAAAACU